ACCCCUUUCCCUGUUUUCUGUCUUCAUACAUUUCAGAUAUAUAUAUAUAACAAAAGAACACAGCAGCCUGAUAUCAUUUUCAGUUGUAAGCUCGAUAAUGGCGGUUUUCAAUACCAAGUUCCCAUCUUUACUAUCUGGAACUACUUCUAAUUCUAAAAAAACCCAUAAUCAUAAAUUUCAUCAUUUACGAAUCUCUAACUGUUCUUUAUCCUACACCCCACCUUCCACCACUUAUUCCUCUAAUUCUUCUCCAUUCACUGAAAAGCACUCUGUAGAGAGAUAUCAAAGAGAUAAUUGGUUGUAUUCUGAAGACUCGUCAUUUGAUAAUACUACUUGUUGUUCAAUACCAAUUGAUCCAAAUUAUAUUAGAAAUGAAGAUAUCGCUCUUCAAUUACCUGAGUUGAAGAAAUUGCUUCAGGUUUUGAGAGAAAAGAGACAAGGAGAAAAUGGAAAUGGGUUUUCAAAUAAAGGGCCUGGGAACGUAUUCUUGGUUGGGACUGGACCUGGAGAUCCGGAGUUGUUGACUUUGAAAGCAUUGAGGGCAAUUGAGAGUGCUGAUCUUCUAUUGUAUGAUAGGUUAGUUUCUAAUGAUGUUUUGAAUUUAGUCAGACAAGAUGCAAGGCUUCUCUAUGUUGGCAAAACUGCUGGAUACCAUAGCAGAACUCAGGAAGAGAUUCAUGAAUUGCUCCUUAGUUUUGCUGAAGCUGGUGCAAAUGUUGUAAGGCUUAAAGGAGGGGAUCCGCUGGUAUUUGGGAGGGGUGGCGAGGAGAUGGAUUUUUUGCAACAACAAGGGAUUCAAGUGAAGGUGAUCCCAGGAAUAACUGCUGCUUCAGGAAUAGCAGCUGAGCUUGGAAUACCAUUGACUCAUCGUGGUGUUGCCAAUAGUGUUAGGUUUCUGACUGGGCACUCGAGGAAAGGAGGAACAGACCCAUUGUUUGUUGCAGAGAAUGCUGCGGACCAAGAUUGUACUUUAGUUGUUUACAUGGGAUUAUCGACCCUUCCUUCACUUGCUCAGAAGUUGAUGCGUCAAGGUUUGCCACCUGAUACACCCGCAGUUGCGGUUGAACGGGGGACAACUCCUCAACAACGGAUGGUAUUUGCAGAAUUGCAUGAUCUUGUAGACAAAGUUACCUCUGCUGAGCUUUUAUCACCAACCCUAAUUGUCAUCGGCAAAGUCGUUGCGCUCUCACCGCUAUGGCCACUUUCUUCAAAAGCAGUAAUGAUGGCAGAGACAUGACUAAUUUUGAUUCAAGACUGAAGAUAUUUUCAUGAACUUAUCCUCUGCUUAAGCAUGUUCUUCGGAUGACUGAGCCUUGAUUUUUAAAAUUUGCGAGGGUCUGCAGGCAUGCUUAGUUGAGGGGUAACCAUUGAUGUCGCCAUGGAGUGAGACUAUUUGAUCUGUAAAUGUGCAGUCACGGAAACUAAUUUAUCGCCAGAGAAAGUAACCAUUGAUGUCGCCAUGGAGUGAGACUAUUUGAUUAAGGGCUAGCAGGAUCUGUAAUUGUGCAGUCACGGAAACUAACUUAUCGCCAGAGAAAGGGAUAUAUUGUGGAAGAAAUCUGCGGAGUUAUUUUGUUUUUUCCCGCUCAUUGUAAUUCUCGUUUGAUUCUUGUUGUCUUAAUUUCUAUAUCUAAUAAAGAAAAUGUAAGCACAUGGCCAAGAAAAGUCUGUUAUUGUCCUUGGCUAUUGUGAUUGUCCAAGAUACAUAGUGGUGGUCUCUUUCAGGGAAUAAAAGACGCAAUUGCCUUUCAUUCAAUUCAAGGAAAAUGAUCAGGUGUUGAGCUUCACAGA
This is a messenger RNA of Papaver somniferum (opium poppy), 1791 nucleotides long. RefSeq names its product siroheme synthase-like. Gene Ontology annotation, biological process: siroheme biosynthetic process. The record is from RefSeq and is a predicted model, not a curated record. Gene Ontology annotation, molecular function: uroporphyrin-III C-methyltransferase activity. NCBI's taxonomy places the organism in Eukaryota, Viridiplantae, Streptophyta, Magnoliopsida, Ranunculales, Papaveraceae. The coding region runs from base 98 to 1237 and encodes 379 amino acids. The transcript has 5 exons.